AUGAUGGAACGGAAUAUGGAUUACAACAAAAACCAGUUUAACAAAUCAUCGCCAUUACCGCAUCGACAUCUUUCAAAGAGCAAACAAAAGAUUAUGGACAGAUCACCAUCAGAUACAAAUAGUUUCUAUGACUUGCAAAAAUAUCGUAAUGAAAAAUCAAAUGUUAUUAGUCGAGGUUGUAAUACUAUCCAAAAUAAUAUUAAAACCCUACGACCAGAACAAUUGAAAUUAAUCUACGAUGAUUUCGUUCAAGAAUUAAAAUUAUGGUCAAAUAAUCAAUCGUAUGAACUUCUAUCUCAUAUAGUUAGGGUCUUAGACAACGUUAAUGAUAUGAUAUUAAUUGAUUCAUUAAUACUUAAUCAUGAAUUUUAUUUUAUAUUAAUAAAUACAUUAAAAGAUAUACUGAAAAAAUGGCAGAAGAGAUAUGAUGCUUUAUCUAAACAAGAAUCAUUUAUAUUUCGAAAUACAAGUAGAAUUUUAUUUAAUAUGAUCAGUAGUAUGUCAGACAAUAAUGAUAUACUACAACAACAACAACAAAAACGACAAAUGUUUCAUCUGUUUUUAAAUCAGAAAUUUAUUAAAUCAGUUAAGAAAUGUUUGGAAAAUGUUGCAGUGUAUGGAAAACACAUAACGAAUGGUAAUAAUUUCAAAUAUUUUGCAAAAUUAAUUGAUAUUCUAGCUGAUUAUCAGUGUGUUUUAAAUAAAGAAGAACAAGAAAAAUUAUCCUCAUUACUAUUGAAUUCAAUUGUUAAAUGUUUAUGUUCAGAAUAUUAUGUCGACGCAUUUAAGCACUUACAAUUAAAAUCAAAUUCAAUGUCUGAAAACGAAAAGUUUUUUCUACGUAAAUGUCCAUCCUAUCUGACAUCAUAUGCAGUUAAAUGUCUUGCGUUUAAGAAAUAUAUACCAGUAAUAAAAGAAUGGAAACAUCCAGUUAAACAUUCGAUGUACCAUUUAAUUGAUAUUCUUAAUCAUAGUGUUAGUCGAUUUCAAUCAUAUGUGACUCGUAUCAGUCAAUAUUUAUCAAUAAUUGACGGUCUUCUUGUUAUAUUAAAUGAGCCGUUAUUGUCAACUGAAAAUGUAAUGGAAAAGUCAACAAACAUUGAAGUAAUUCUUAUCGAAAGUACAAUUAUAUUGAUGUUAAAAUUGGUCUGUCAUCCAUCUAUUUUGAACUAUGUUAAACAAAAACAAGUGACACAAACAUUCUUAAGUUUAACGAAUUCGAAAUAUGAUUCAAUACAACUAAAUGCUUAUCUGAUAUUGGCUUGUGUGAUGAAUGAGGGUAAUAUAUCAACAGUGGUUAAUAAGGAAAAAAUAAUAUCAAAAAUACCACAUUUUUUAAAAUAA
Didymodactylos carnosus is the source of this 1344-nucleotide messenger RNA. Lineage: Eukaryota; Metazoa; Rotifera; Eurotatoria; Philodinida; Philodinidae. The record is from the annotation of a GenBank genome assembly.